This is a messenger RNA of Mauremys mutica (yellowpond turtle), 5060 nucleotides long. It is a transcript of the gene PLCD4, whose product is annotated as phospholipase C delta 4. Gene Ontology annotation, molecular function: phosphatidylinositol-4,5-bisphosphate phospholipase C activity; calcium ion binding. Bases 704 to 3067 code for a protein of 787 amino acids. The transcript is spliced from 15 exons. Gene Ontology annotation, biological process: lipid metabolic process; intracellular signal transduction. The record is from RefSeq and is a predicted model, not a curated record. Lineage: Eukaryota; Metazoa; Chordata; Testudines; Geoemydidae.
AUGAAACCAAGAGAACCGCUACUCGCCGCAGCCACUCUGUGCCCCCGGGCAGGCGGGGCCAAGGCCACCGUACCAGCUGGCCCGACCGAGGGCAAUCAGAAGAAACAAGGUGUGUGAGCUACACAGCGAACAAACGGGACCCCAUCAACCGACCGCGGCGGCAGCCGGGCGAGUGCCAGUCCCCCACCAGCAGCGGUAAUACAAAGGGGAAGUGCAGACUGGUCUGCAGGCCAGCGCGCCGCAGGGCCUACAAGAUCGAGCAGGCUGCAGUGGCCUGACGGUGAAGGCCACAUCCCUCGGCUGGGCUCUGUACGAGUCACCCGGCCCCAGCAAGUCCGCAGCCGUGGCCCAGAAGCUACAACAACUGCAAAGGCGGUUGAAGGAAAGAUGGAGCAACCGGCGUGGAACUUGGAGCGGGGGUGGGCUGGCGUUUGGAGGUGGCACCAGGCAGUCAGUCUGUGUGCACAUGGCUGGAAUGCUGAUGUCACAGCACCUCUGUCACCAGUGCCCUUAAGAAGAGGUAAUUUUGUUUCACACGCCUGGAGUCUCGUCGUGUUAUCAUCCUGUGCAUGGUGUAUGAAACCCUUGCUAUUCCAGCCCUGAGCUCCCCCCAGCUCUGCCGACACCCCGUCCUGCUGCAGAGUGCCAUGGUGCCAGGGGGCAGGAGCUGGCGGGAUACGCCAGGCAGACGUGACUGUAUUUAAUGACUCUGGUGUUUUCUCUUGCUAGAUGCCCGUCGGGCCAAGCCCCUGACGACAGCCCCAUGGCGUUGCACCUGUACAGCCCCCGUGAGUGUCCCCGGAGCUUCCCCAGGCUGAAUGGCCUGCAGCUGGACGAGACCCUGCAGCAGAUGCAGCAGGGGACUCUGAUGCGGAAGGUGAAGUCCAAGAGCUGGAAGAAGCAGCGAUACUUCAAGCUGCAGGACGACUGCAUGACCGUCUGGUACAAGUCCAAGAAGACUGGCAACACCAAGUAUACCUUCUCCAUCAGCGACGUGGAGACGGUGCGGGAAGGGCACCAGUCCGAGGUGCUGCAGAGCCUGGCUGAGGAGUUCCCGCCCGAGCACUGCUUCACCGUCGUCUUCCACGGGCGGCGCGGGAACCUGGACCUGAUCGCCGGCUCCCCCGAGGAGGCGCAGUGCUGGGUCCGGGGCCUGCGCCGCCUGGUGGAGAUCGUCACCAAGAUGGACCAGCAGGAGAAGAUGGAUCAGUGGAUCUGCGACUGGUUCCACAAGGCCGAUAAGAACAAGGACGGGCGCAUGAGCUUCAAGGAGGUGCGGCAGCUCCUCAGGAUGAUGAACAUGGACAUGAACGAGGACCACGCGGUGCGGCUCUUCCAGAUGGCCGACAGGUCGGAGUCGGGGACGCUGGAGGGCGAGGAGUUCGUGCUGUUCUACAAGGCGCUGACGCAGCGAGACGACGUGCUGGGCGUCUUCCAGGCGUUCUCCCAGGACGGGAAGAAGCUGACCCUGCUGGAGCUGGUGGAUUUCCUGCAGCAGGAGCAGCUGGAGGGGGAGAACACGCAGGAGUUCGCCAUGGAGCUGAUCGCCAGAUACGAGCCGUCUGAGAGCGCCAGGGCGCGCCACGUGCUGAGCCUCAACGGCUUCCUCCUGUACCUGCGCUCGCCGGAAGGCGCCAUCUUUAACCCCGUUCACGGGCCGCUCUGCCAGGACAUGACCCAGCCCCUCUGCCACUAUUUCAUCUCCUCCUCGCACAACACCUACCUGCUGGAGGACCAGCUCCGGGGCCAGAGCAGCGUCGAGGGCUACAUCAGGGCUCUGAAGCGGGGCUGCCGCUGCUUGGAGGUGGACUGCUGGGACGGGCCCAGCGGGGAGCCCGUCGUGUACCACGGCCACACGUUCACCUCCAAGAUCCCCUUCCAGGACGUGGUCCGCACCCUGGGGCAGUACGGCUUCCAGGCGUCCGACUAUCCCGUCAUCCUGUCCCUGGAGAACCACUGCGGCCCGGAGCAGCAGCACCUCAUGGCCCAGCACCUGACGGGCAUCCUGGGAGAGCGGCUGCUCACGGCCCCCCUCGACGCCCGCGGCCCCCCGCAGCUGCCUUCGCCGGAGGAGCUGAGAGGAAGGAUCAUUCUGAAGGGGAAGCGGGCAGAGAGCCUGGCACACUCGCCGAGCGGGCAGCCGGACGAGGCCCCGGAGCGGGAGGCGUCCGAGGAUGAUGAUGGGCUGGAGGCGGAGGAAGAGAGCCUGAGCCAGGAGGCCAAGGGGAAGGCCGAGACGUCCCAGGCCCGGGAGCUGUCCGACUGCAUCGUCUACUGCCACAGCGUCCCCUUCGGCGGCUUCCAGCCGGCGCUCGCCCGCCGCCGGCCCUACGAGACGGCCUCCCUGCCCGAGGCCAAAGCCAGGAAGCUGGUCAAGGAGGCGGGGAACGAGUUUGUCCGUCACACCGCCCGGCAGCUGACACGGAUCUACCCCAGCGGGCUGAGGACCGACUCCUCCAACUACGACCCGCAGGAGAUGUGGAACGUGGGCUGCCAGCUCGUGGCCCUGAACGUGCAGACGGCCGGGGUGGAGAUGGAUCUGUGCGACGGGCUCUUCCGGCAGAACGCCCGCUGCGGCUACGUGCUGAAGCCAGCUUUCCUGAGGGACGCGGGAACCGCCUUCGACCCCAACGAUCCCCGGAGCGGGGCCGGGGGCGGCCCGUGGAGCCUGGCGAUUCAGGUCAUCAGCGGGCAGCAGCUCCCCAAGGUGGCCGGCAGCAGGGCGAGCGCCAUCGUCGACCCCCUGGUGCGCGUGGAGAUCCACGGUGUCCCCGCCGACCAGGCCAGGCAGGAGACCCAGGCCGUGGAUAACAACGGCUUUAACCCCCGCUGGGGGGAGACGCUGCGAUUCAAGGUGCACGUCCCCGAACUGGCCCUCGUGCGCUUCGUGGUGGAGGACUACGACAAGGCGUCCAGGAACGACUUCGUGGGCCAGUUCACCCUGCCCUUUGCUAGCAUCAAAUCAGGUUAUCGUCACGUCCACCUCCUGUCCAAGGACGGCACGGCCAUCCCGCCUUCCUCGCUCUUCGUUCACGUCCAAAUCACGGAGCUUCCCUCCCCCGAGUAGCAGCCGAGUGGGUCACGCCAGGCCCCUGUACCAGCCGUUAACAGCCCUGUCCCGAGAGCUGCUGGAGAGACCCCGCCCGGCCCUGCCCGCUUCCUGGCCAAGGCGGCUUUGCACGACGCUGGUUUUCUUUUGAACCUGCCUGUAGCCGUUUGGGCUGCUGCUAUUUGGUGCCCGACGGUUUGCCUGGAUCUCAGCCGGGCUGGGAGGCAGGUGACUGCCCCUCGCCAUGUGGCUCCGCCCCGGGGCUGCAGGCGUGCUCAAGGCCGAGCUGCCAGGUGGGGCGCUCCGGGGGGUUUUGCACGUCCUGGCCAGCAGCACCCCGGUUUCUUCACUACCCUCGAGGGGGCUCAGGCUCAGCUGCGUGGCUAGAAUCAGGCAGGCUCUGCUGCCCCCCGCUGGGUUGGACAGCGGUGCCCCCAAUCGCCCGCCGCGGGCGGCCUCGCGGUGUUCGGCUUGCAGUAGCACCACGGCCCAGAACUACGCCUCUGCCCCACAGAGCUUCCAAGGGGAGUAAAGGACAAGAGCCAUGUGGGGCCAGGCCGGUCAGCGCCCCAGCUGCCUCCCAGGGCUGCGUGGGGCUGGGGGCUGAUAGAGGGAGCUGGGCGGCCGUCUACAGGCAGCUCCUCCUCAGCAUAACGGGCAGCCCCAGAGAAAGCACCGAAGUGCCCACUGGACACUGUAACCCAUGAGCGCCGCCCGCCAGCCAGAGCCAGAGCCAGGAGCCCCCGGUUCCCAUAGGCGCCGGAAGCUGCAGUGGGAGCAGCUGGUGCCUGGCUCGGCCCUUGCAAGGGCUCUCGGCCCAGCGGCAAAGGCCCGGCGUCAGGUGGUCCAGGAAGAGCUGGUCUCUCCUUUUCAGAGGGUGGGGGAGAGAGGCGCCGAACCCACCUGCUUUGCACCUCUCUUGGGAAGCAGCGGGGCAGGGCCAGGCCGGCAGGGAAUUGCCCCAGCAGCUGGGGAAGCCCCCAGGUCCCAUGUGUAGAAUCUCCAUGGUGCUCGAAGCUGGGGCAGGUUAUGGGGCUGCACCCACACAGCUCUCCGCACUCCCCCCAUGCUGGCUUGGGGGGGACACUUUCCUUCCUGGCCUUGCUGCUGUCUGUCACCCUAAGCUGUAACCCUGCCUCCCCUCCCAACACAGAGACCUAUGGCCACCCAGCCUGGGCAGAGCUCCCUCGCCUCAAGCCCCUCUGGCCAGGGGACGCUGUGCAGCCAGGGCUGAAUUUGCAAUCAAAGAGGUGCCACGGCACAAAUUAAGCCGUGCACACGUCCAACAAUACAGAGCGUGGGAGCCUACGUCUCCAGCAGCCUGGGGGGGCCCCUGCUCGGCUCACGGCUCCAGUCUCAUUCCUCCUUCCCCAGCCUUCAGGACCAGUCCCCCGGGGCAGGGGGAUUACAAGGAAGUCAACAAACAUGGACAAGGGUGACCCAGUGGCUAUAGGGUACUUUGACUGUCAGAGUCUUUGACAAGGUCCCUCACCAAAGGCUCUAAAGCUGUCAUGGGCUAAGAGGGAAGGUUCUCUCGUGGGUCAGUAACUGGUUAAAAGACGGAACAAAGGGUAGGAGUAAAGGGUCACUUUUCACUGUGGCGAGGUAAAUAGCGGGCUCCGCCAGGGGUCCAUACUGGGACCGGUGCUGUUCAGCGUAUUCAUACAUGAUCUGGAAAAUGGAAGUGAGGUGGCAAAGUUUGCAGAUGAUACAAAAUUACUCAAGAGAGUUAAGUUCAAAGCAGUCUGUGAAGAGUUAGGAAGGGAUCUCACCACACUGGGAACUGAGCACGAACACGGCAGAUGAAAUUCAGUGUUGCUAAAUGCAAAGUGAUGCACAUUGGAAAACACAAUCCCAACUGUACAUAUAAAACGAUGGGGUCUAAAUUAGCUGAUACCACUCAAGAGAGAGAUCUGAGAGUCGGUGUGGAGAGUUCUCUGAAAACAUCCACUCAGUCAAAAAAGUGAACAGAACGUUGGGAACAUCCUAAUGCCUGUACCAGUCCAUGGUA